This is a messenger RNA of Coccidioides immitis RS, 1127 nucleotides long. Its product is annotated as acetyltransferase. Bases 366 to 1127 code for a protein of 253 amino acids. Gene Ontology annotation, molecular function: acyltransferase activity, transferring groups other than amino-acyl groups. The transcript has a single exon. NCBI's taxonomy places the organism in Eukaryota, Fungi, Ascomycota, Eurotiomycetes, Onygenales, Onygenaceae. The record is from RefSeq and is a predicted model, not a curated record.
CUCCGUUGAUUGAUGCCAAGACCCACCUCCCUUUCCACAGAGCGGGCGUCGCCAGCGCACGUGGGCUCCGACGCUUGCUGGGCGGGCUCUCGGCGCCAAGAAAUGCCGUCCUUGGCAAGGCUUAACCGUCAAUCUCUGCAUCCCGAAGCGGCAAGUGAGCACGUUGGCAACUCGUGCUGCGGUUUUCCGCCGGCGUUCGCGCGGUGGGAGGGACGUGUAUUCAUGGAUAACGGCGGUGUACUUUGUAAUCCCGCAUUUAAUAAACGAAGCGUCUUCUCUGCAGGGAGACAGCUUACUGCAGCUGCUUCUUGAGAAUACCUGCCUCUAGCCCAAGGAAAACAAAAAGAUAUUCUUGUUCGGCAAAAAUGUCCGAAUCCACACCUCACUUUGAUACCCUUGAGCAUCUUCCCCAGCUCGUCACAUAUCCCGCCAUCUCAGAGGAUGACAAGAUCUCUGCCCUUCGUCUCAUCGCCGAUAGUGUGGCCCAGCAACGCCAAAUUGCUGCAAAAUCCCUGAUAUCACAUCCACUCUGCAUCACUGCACUAGUCCUUCUUAUAUCCCUGGCCGGAAAAUAUCAGUCCCAUGGAAAAUCACUGGGCGACCUGGCGUUUGUAGGCACUACCGGCGCAGGAUGCAUAAUGAUCUUGCUCGUGCUUGUGCAAUGGGUGACCAGCGCGUACCUCGAAGAGGCGUCACGCGUUGGAACCUGGAAAUGGCUGAAAAGCGAGGCCAAGGACCCUUCUACCCCAGUCAGCCCACUCACAGAUGAUGUCUUCCUCGUUACUAAAUACGGCGAUGAAAUUAUUGGCACGAUUCUUCUACGAAUACCAUCCUCGCCGAAGUCGAAGGCAGAGACGCAGGGAGAGCAGCCAGUAUUGGUGCGCGCAUGGACCGUAGGACGCCGCUAUCGCCAGAAGGGCAUUGGAACCGGGCUGUUGGAGGAGGCGUUUUCCUACCUACAAGCCAGAAGCCUACAUGAUCUAGAUGUCAGAUUCGAUAGAUCCCACGCAAAUUCGUUCCGAGUACUACCAGGAAUGUUUAAUCGACCCUUCAACAUGAGAGAAAAUUGGGCAAGACGGAAGUUGGAGGGUGUCAGAAAAAUACAAAACGUCAUGGUGAAGAAGUAA